AUGCCUACAGCCGUGCGGACAAGCUCUGCGGAGCCGGUCAAGACACACCAUGAAAAGCCCAAUUCUCUCGCGCCGGAGCAGCCUCUGUCGUCUGCUGCGUCAUUGAAAACCGACAAUAGACGACCAUCAAUAUCUGUGAACAAUCUGGAAUGGUCAAGCAGUAAUGAAGCAUCCAAUGACUUCCGAUCAGACUAUUGCACCAAACCCACCCUGCCCAUGCUGGAAGCCAUCAUCCAGACAUCCCUCGGCGAUGACGUGAUGCAGGAAGAUCCCACAACGAACUCCUUUCAAGAAUACGUCGCCGACUUGCUAGGUCAUGAAGCUUCGCUUCUUGUCAUGUCAGGGACAAUGGGCAACCAGGUCGCUCUGCGAUCAGCCCUGAAGACACCGCCUUAUUCCAUUGUCGCUGACCACCGAGGACACAUUAUCAAUCUCGAGGCCGGAGGCCCAGCAACCCUAUGUGGGGCUCUCGUCAAAAUGGUCAUCCCGGCGAACGGUCAUCAUCUCACGCUUGGCGACGUCAAGAGGAAUGCCACCAUUACCUUUGACGUCUAUGACUGCCCGACUCAAGUCAUCAGCCUGGAAAACACGCUUUCCGGAACCGUGAUGCCUCUAUCCGAGGUUCGUGCCAUCUCGCAUUGGGCACGGGCGCAGGACCCUCCAAUCCAUAUGCACUUGGACGGAGCUCGUCUGUGGGAAGCCGUGGCCUCUGGUGCCGGAACCCUGCGGGAGUUUGGAGAGUGCUUCGACAGCAUUCAAAUGUGUCUGACCAAGGGUCUCGGGGCGCCCAUUGGGAGCGUUGUUGUUGGUAGCUCCACUUUUAUCAAGCGGGCGCGUUGGAUCCGCAAGAUUCUCGGUGGUGGUCUUCGUGCAGCAGGCGUCAUCGCAGCGCCCGCACGAGUAGCCAUUGAGGAUGUAUUUUUUGGUGGGAAGUUGAAGGCAGCGCAGGACAAAGCCAAGCUUGUGUCAGCCUUGUGGGAGCAACUUGGCGGGAAGCUUCAACGGCCAACCGAGACAAACAUGGUCUGGUUUGACCUUGAAGCCUCGGGCUUGAUGCGCGAACAGUUUUACCCAUUGGCUCGUACUUUUGACGUGAAGUUGUUCGAACACCCCCUCGUGAAUGGACGAGUGGUCUUUCACUAUCAGAUCACCGAGGAUGCUUUUGCCAGGCUCUGUCAAUUUGUCCGGGAGGUAUUGAAAGUACCAUCACUUACUAAACCAGUGUAG
Messenger RNA from Xylona heveae TC161, 1227 nucleotides. RefSeq names its product l-allo-threonine aldolase. Gene Ontology annotation, biological process: glycine biosynthetic process; L-threonine catabolic process. NCBI's taxonomy places the organism in Eukaryota, Fungi, Ascomycota, Xylonomycetes, Xylonales, Xylonaceae. Gene Ontology annotation, molecular function: L-allo-threonine aldolase activity. Gene Ontology annotation, cellular component: cytosol. Bases 1 to 1227 code for a protein of 408 amino acids. The record is from RefSeq and is a predicted model, not a curated record. The transcript has a single exon.